AUGUCGCAGCCGAUCCGAAUCAAGAAGCCCUCUGCUUCUGCUUCUGCUUCCACCUCCACCUCGGCGUCUGCUUCGGCAUCCACAUUCGCCGCACCAGCUGCAAGCAUCCACACGGGUCCAACCGCCUCCGGAAAUGCUUCCGAAGCUCACACACAAAAUGUCGUUGUGCUGGGAGGCUCUUACGGUGGCAUGCACGCCGCCACCGUCCUAGCUCAGAAACUUCCUCCCUCCCACCGUGUCAUCCUCAUCGAACGCAAUUCGCACUUCAACCACCUCUAUGUUUUUCCACGCUUCUCCGUCCUGCCUGGUCACGAGCACAAGGCUUUCAUUCCAUACUCGAGUAUCUUCAAAGAUGCACCUGCACGUCCCAAGUCACACGCCCAGCGGGGUCGACCAGGCGCCUCCUCAUCCACAAGCACAAAGCAGUCGGAUCGAUCGUCGGCGGCAUCAGCCAACACCAACACGCGAAAUGCCCUCGAAAUGGGCUCGACCUCCUCCUCGGCCGACUCCAAGUCGGGCUCUUCGCGCAGAGCCGCUGGUUCGGCUUCGGCGCCAAGCUCCAUGCCCGAUGUGCCGGAAGACUCUCCAGUGACUGAUGCUGCUUUGGUCGGCAGUGGCGACGAGGAAACCAACUCAUUUCGAUCAGACUCGCCCGCCUCUUAUCGUGGUCGCUCCCAGGACAGCCGACACUCUUCGCAGCUCUCCCUUUCGACCGAUUCCAGUUUGACAGAUUCCGACUCGAACAGCACCGCAGCUUCUUCCUACGUUGAUAUCGACGUCAAGGUUGCGAGCUCCAAGGGCGUCGAGUCUGAGCUUGCGCACAAUGCGGUGAAAGCACGCCAGGAGGAAAAGCUGGGUCGUCCUGAAAUUCAAGUUACCGAGCUCAGCGAGGCUGUCAAGCAAGGACUCGACUUGGAUGGACAGGAUGAGGUGGAUUGUGGUGAAGAUGUCGCUCAUGGGUUCGAGAACUCGUCCCCGCACAUUAUUUUGCAGGCCACGGUUACGGACAUCUCGCCGACUCACGUCACCGUCACUCCUACCUCGCCAUCCUCCUCGUACCAGCUCUCCCAGUUUUCGCGCAAGAAGUCACUCUGGGCCAUCGACAGCGUUCAGAUCCCCUACUCGCAUCUGGUCUACGCGCUCGGCAGCCAUCUUCCGGACCCUUUGCGCACCGAGGCACGUUUCAAGCAGGACGGAGUGAGCUGGAUGCGCGAGAUCCAGGAGCGCGUCAAGGCAUCCAACGAGAUUGUUCUGGUGGGUGGCGGUGCAUUGGGAGUCCAGUUUGCGUCCGAUAUUGCCUCGGUGUAUCCGGGCAAGAAGGUGACGCUGAUCCACUCCAGGCAGAAGCUGCUGCCCAACUUCGACGAGCGCAUCCAUGACAUUGCCUACCACAGGCUGAAGCAGCUUGGUGUGAAUGUGGUGUUGGGCGAGCGACUCGCGCUGACCGAGGGGUGUCCGCGCGGCUCGAGCGUGCAGAACUCGGCUGCGAACGCGAACGGCACUGCGGUGACUGCAAAAGCUGCUGCUGCGCAGCCUGUCAAGCCCGAGGUGUGCGUCACGGGCGACGCGAAAGGCGAAGGCGUGCUGGCGCAUCAGGAGGGGAUGUGCAUCGGCAGCGGACGCAAGCUCGUCCGCACCACGGGUGGCAAGUCGUUCGAAUGCGACUUGCUGCUGCUCUGCACGGGACAGCAGCCCAACUCGUCACUCAUGGCCAGGCUGAGUCCGAGCUCGGUCGAUCCCAGCAGCCGGCUGGUGCGCGUGCAUCGGAGCUUGCAGGUGGUCGUGCCCGACCCGCGCGACGCGGCGCAGCAGCCAUUCGACGCCAAACCGCCGUGUGGCGACUGUGACUGCUUCCUCGACAAGAAGGCCAACGGCGCCCAACUCGAGAGCGGAGAGGAAGGCCAUCUUGCCGAACACCUCGGGCUCAGGUCCGGCAAGCUGAGCAACGUCUACGCCAUCGGCGAUGUCGCGGACGCCUUCGGCGCACUCAACGCCGGCUACCAGGCUUGGAACAUGGCGGAUGUCGCCUCGGAGAACAUCCUGCGCGAUAUUCAGGCCAAGACUUCCUCUGCGACGGAGGGCACGUCGAAGAGUCGACCCAGCUCGCCGACCGAGAAGGUCGAGAUGGUCCAGUUCGAGCCCGCGGUCAACAUGCUCAAGCUGAGUCUGGGCCUGGGCAAGAUGGUCUUCCAAGGGCCCGCGAUGGCCGACGACACACCGGAGGACAAGAUCCACCCGGAAGAGACGGGGUGUUUGGAUGGGCCUGGUGGCAAGGACCUGGUUGUCAACGGCAGGAUCCCCGGCCGAGCAGAGAUCACCAUCAAAGACGAUCCCAACGACCUCGGCGUAGAAGGCGUGUGGAGCUUCAUGGCCAAUGCAGAUCCGAGCGAUAUGUUCAAGUAA
Molecule: messenger RNA, 2403 nt
Organism: Sporisorium graminicola
Lineage: Eukaryota; Fungi; Basidiomycota; Ustilaginomycetes; Ustilaginales; Ustilaginaceae
Exons: 1
Coding region: 1-2403 (800 amino acids)
Cellular component (GO): cytoplasm
Molecular function (GO): electron-transferring-flavoprotein dehydrogenase activity; flavin adenine dinucleotide binding
Source: RefSeq, a predicted model, not a curated record